Physella acuta is the source of this 1359-nucleotide messenger RNA. RefSeq lists its product as uncharacterized. The record is from RefSeq and is a predicted model, not a curated record. Lineage: Eukaryota; Metazoa; Mollusca; Gastropoda; Physidae.
UUUGACACACAACAAUGAAAAAAUAUAUGUUGUGUUAAAAAAUUUUGUAAAUAAAAAAAAUGUGACCAUGUACAGAGGAAAACAAAAGCCAGCUUUUGAGAUUGCCGUGGUUGAUCAGACUGCUACCUUUGUUAUUGUGAAUUCUAAUAACGAAGAAAUACGUUGCAAUCACAUGAGCUUAAGUACUCAACCACCACAGCUGAAAAAUGACUAUCUUGAUGCAUCACUAAGCCCUGCUCUUUACCAAGUUGUAUUAACAUUUGCCGAUGGUUCACAUCACAUCAUGGCUGACCAUGAACAGCUAGGACGAUGGGUUUCAGAUAUUCAAAAGAUAUAUCUUUUACCCAUAGGCACUCUACCCCCUCAAGUUGAUCUAAAUAUUACCCAUAAAGGUUAAGUGAACAUACCUUCUAAAGUAAUCUAAAGAAGAUGAAUUCCUUCACCUCAAAGUCCAAGUACAAAUCUGUGAUAAUUUUUUGUGUUUAUUGGCAAAAUAUUAUUUAGUUGGUAGACUUUAUAAUGUAUAUCUUUUUCAAUUAAUCUUGAAAAUUAAAAUAAUAAACAUCAAUUAAUUAAGGCAGAUAUUUCCUAAAUCAUUAAUUUGAUUUAAAAGUAUUUUUUUGUUUUUAUUUUAUUUUUAAGCUUAAUAUUUUUAGUUUAAACAUUUUACAUUCUGGUUAAACAUCUAUGUAUAACAAUCUAUUUGUUGUACUUAAAAGAUUAUACAAGCCUUUCAAAAUAUAUUGCUUUUGAAUUUUAAAUGUUAAAUAUUUUAAAUUUAGAACAUUAGUUACUACUGAGAUAGAUGUUUUUUUUUUCCACUGAAACUCACUUUUAAGUGCAGCAUAGGUUGUUUAUAAGAUCUUUCUGUUUUUUAUGUCCUUCUAAUUUUUCCAUUUCUCUUCAAAUUAAUUAUAAUAAUUUUCAUGUCUUUUUCAAUUUUUCAAUUAUACAAGGGAUACAAAUCUUAAAAUAUUUAAUUACAAUGUAUGGCUACAUCCCUUGACCAAAUAUUUACUGUAACAUCUCAACUUAAUUUUUAAUCUAUUACAUUAUGAUCUGAAAUAUUAAUCCAUCUGUUUAACAUUUGUUCAAUUGUUGUAUUCCUAUUAGACAUUAGCAGCAGUGUUCAGAAAAGUGGUUGAAGGUGUGUUAGAAUGGUAGAACAUUCGGCUCAUGGCCCAAAUGUCUUGAGUUUGGAGCUUGGUACAGACUCACGACUGCAGGAUGUCCCUGAGUCCACCCAGCUCUGAUGGGUACCUGAACACAUUGGGGAAAGUAUAAAGGCAGCUGGGCAUAGUGCUGACGACACCAUCACUUCAAAUACCUAAGUCAAUAAACAUGAACUCUACUUCACCU